Molecule: messenger RNA, 3176 nt
Organism: Arvicanthis niloticus (Nile rat)
Lineage: Eukaryota; Metazoa; Chordata; Mammalia; Rodentia; Muridae
Gene: Tmem183a
Product: transmembrane protein 183A
Biological process (GO): regulation of protein stability
Cellular component (GO): SCF ubiquitin ligase complex
Molecular function (GO): protein binding
Source: RefSeq, a predicted model, not a curated record
CAACCAACGGGACCCAGAGCCCUCGCCGAAGUCCUCGCGAUAGCCGCGGCCUCGGUGCGGGAUGGCCGUGGAGCCGGGUGGAGGUGUCCCGCGGCUCCGGGAGCCGGCUCUCGGGGCCGAGACAUGGCCCGGGGCCCCGGCCAGCUAGGUGGGCCUCGUCCGGACACCGUCACCAUGCCCAAGAGAGGAAAGCGGCUCAAGUUCCGGGCCCACGACGCCUGCUCGGGCCGAGUGACCGUGGCGGACUAUGCCAACUCGGAUCCUGCGGUGGUGAGGUCUGGACGGGUCAAGAAAGCCGUGGCCAACGCUGUUCAGCAGGAAGUAAAAUCUCUUUGUGGCUUGGAAGCGUCCCAGGUUCCUGCAGAGGAGGCUCUUUCCGGGGUGGGUGAGCCGUGUGACAUCCUGGACAGCAGUGAUGAGAUGGACGCCCAGGAGGAAAGCACUCAGGAAAGAUCAGUCUCCAGAAAAAAGAAAAGCAAGAGACACAAAGAAGAUCUGGAUGGCGCUGGAGGAGAAGAGUAUCCUAUGGAUAUUUGGCUGCUGCUGGCUUCUUAUAUCCGUCCUGAGGACAUUGUGAAUUUUUCCCUGAUUUGUAAGAAUGCUUGGACUGUCACUUGCACUGCUGCCUUUUGGACCAGGUUGUACCGAAGGCACUACACGCUGGAUGCUUCUCUGCCUUUGCGGCUGCGACCAGAAUCCAUGGAGAAGCUGCGCUGUCUCCGGGCAUGUGUGAUCCGAUCUCUGUAUCAUAUGUAUGAACCAUUUGCUGCUCGAAUCUCCAAGAAUCCAGCCAUUCCAGAAAGCACUCCCAGCACGCUGAAGAAUUCCAAAUGCUUACUUUUCUGGUGCAGAAAGAUUGUUGGGAACAGACAAGAACCAAUGUGGGAGUUCAACUUCAAGUUCAAAAAACAGUCCCCUAGAUUAAAGAGCAAGUGUAUGGAACGGUUGCAGCCGCCCAUUCAGUAUCAAGAUGUCCACACCAACCCUGACCAGGACUGCUGCCUGCUGCAGGUCACCACCCUCAACUUCAUCUUUAUUCCUAUUGUCAUGGGAAUGAUAUUUACCUUGUUUACUAUUAAUGUGAGUACAGACAUGCGGCAUCAUCGAGUGAGAUUGGUGUUCCAAGAUUCUCCUGUCCGUGGUGGUCAGAACCUGCGCAGUGAACAGGGUGUGCAAGUCGUCCUGGACCCGGUGCACAGUGUUCGGCUCUUUGACUGGUGGCAUCCGCAGUAUCCAUUCUCCCUGAGGGCAUAGUUCCUGCUUCCUAUCCCUCGGGAUGGCUUCCAGUCUAGUCCAUUAGUAAUCAGAUUCUGUUUGGAAGGGGCAGCUGGAUUGAGUAGCUGAUUAGUGAUGCACAGGCUGUUUGGGUUCCUGGGGCUCCUAUUACAGGAGGUGGAAAGGUUGAAUCAAGAGGAAAACCAACUAUGAUUUAUAAACAUUUUUAUGUAAAAUUUGCAUAUUUGAAAGGAAAAACCUGGCCUCAUUUUCUGUGUUAAACCUAAAUUGGUGCUGUUGAGUUUGUUCUUUAUUCUUUUAUCUCGGCAAAUGGACAGUCUUUCGUUAGGGAAAAGUUAAAGUCUUCUCUUCAAGGAAGAACGUUUUCCCUUAUGGAUUAGAGGACCCAGAGGCUUAAAAUGGUUGCUCCAAUGUUGCUGCUCCUCAAAUUCAAGUGAAUAUUUUUUUCUUUUCCCUUUACCCUUCUCCAGAAAUAAAGCAGGUGACAGGGUUGUCAGAAUCUUAUAAGAUUGACUUGUGCAUCUUUUUAAAAAAAUGCUUUUUGAAUAUUUAUUACAUGAAUAUUGAUUGUUUUGAUGAUUUUGUAUUUUGGGUUUUUGUUUUAUUGCAUGAGACUUGAUAGUGAUGAAAUUAUUAAUUAUGUGCCCCUGGUACUGUUCUAAGAACUUUAUAGAUUGUGUCUCUAAUCCUUGUGUCUUGCAAGGUAGUUGAAACCCUUCCCAUUUUAUGGUUGAGAAACUGAAUCAUUGACUUACCCAAGGCCAGAACUACUGGUCCAUGCAGAGCCAGGAUUCUGACCCAUAUCUUUUUUGCUAUACCACAACUUCAAAGGCCAGUCUCAUUUUUCUUGUGGUACAUAGUGGUAAAAGAGUAGCCGGAGUGUGGUGAGAAAGUAACACAGUGAGUUAUUUGAAUCUUUCAGAUAGACAUGCCUUAUCUGAAAGGGAAGACAGUUUAGGAAGAAUUGUGGUGUUUACGUUAAAUUGUUAGGCUUUAUAAUGCUAAAGGUCAUUUUCAAAAAAUACAUUGCAUGUUGAAAGCAGCUUUCAACUAGAAGCGAUUAGUAGCUUUUCUCUGCCCUGUCCUGCCCUUUGAUAUCUUUGUUUUCCCUUUUUAAAUCAUCCUGUGUACAUUCAGGAUCCUGGUCUUCUCUUUAUACAGAAACGUUGACAUCCUCCUUUGUCAAAGUUCUUACUGUUACUGGCAUGCUCUGAGGAAAGGAUGGGUGGGUUUUUAUUUCUUUUGCUAAGAAGAAUGUCUUAUUGCUUCCUUUCCCACCUGAUGUGGCAUGAGAUGCACAUAAGACAAUACUCUCGUACUCAAGAUCAUCUGCUAGCACUGCAGUCCAGCCUCCCUGCCCCACAGAAGUAGCCCUUUUGAGACAGGGUCUUGCUAUGUAGCCCAGGCUGGCCUUGAACUUAAUCUUCUUACUUUAGCUGCCUGGAGUUGUUGGGAUUAUAGGUGUGAGUCACCAGACAGGAUAAAGACAGAAAAUAUUCUUUAAACAUAAAAAUAUUGUGGGGUGGAUACUAUUGUGAGCUAAACUGCUAAAUCAGUAUGUAGGUUUCUAUCGCCUUCCCCACCCCAUGCUAUUUAAAGACCAUUCUUAAGCAUCUGUUUAAUACUGUUGCUAACAGCUAGUCUUACCCACACUGAGGGGAAUACUGUCACUGGUUGAACAGAAAGUGAGCCUGCGUCAAUAAAAACAAUAACCAGAAUUUGGGUACUUAAUUAACAAAAGCAAACAAAAACCCAAGGACAAUAAGCACUUCACAGAUCUCUGCAAUCAAAAGUAGCCUCUGAGGCAGAAGCAAAGAAGCACAGAGUCUGGAGUUCUCUGAACAAAAGAUUCCAUGGAGCAGGGGAAGUUGUCCUUGUGGACUGUGUGUCUCCCAUUUAGGUUUACCUUAAGUGGGUGAAAUAAAUGUGGCUUAAUUGUU